GAGUCGCGGAUGAAUUCGUUGCCAUUCCAUCGGAUCGCGGUGUGGGAAGCAUAGUUCACGCUAGGUGGUCCCGGUGGUGCGGUCGGCCGAUCGGGUGCGUGGAAAUCGGAUCGCUCUAAACGUCAACUAAUCAGAAAAUUACCACCUGGCACGAUGUGGCUCGGAUCGCUCACGUUUUUGGCCGUCGUCGUUUCGCUCGUCUCGGCGAAAACUGUGACGGUUGAUCUGUCAUUCCGAGGAUUAAAGAAAGAAGAUUUCUUCGUAAAAAUGCAAUCCCAGUUUAAUCUGCAGGAAGUAACAGACCUGAUUUUGACGGGAAACGAGUUUGACAGUUUUCUAGAUUGUUCCACUAAUUUGGAAAUGCUGAGAACGCUAGACUUGUCUCAAAAUCAUCUCCAGCGAUUUUUCUUCCUCUGCAAAGAGGAAUAUAAUUUGCAAAUAUUGAAUGUGAGUCACAAUAAACUCGAAUACAUCGACGACAAUGCUUUCAACGAUCGAAUACCGAAACUGAAAAUAUUGGAUCUUUCUUUCAACAAACUCACCGUCGUCAAUGAAACCAUGUUGCAACAUUUUACGAUUUUAGAGUACCUAUCUUUGUCUCACAACCCCAUAGCAGAUGGGAUACAUGAGAGUGCGUUUUGGAAUCUGAAAGCGCUAAAACAUCUCGAUCUGAAGGACAUAUCCGCGCCGUAUUUCUUGCCCACUUUCUUCAAGACAUUAACCAACUUAUCAACUCUGGAUAUAUCCUGGAACCCAAUCAGCGCGAUACCUCUGUUACCGAUAAGCUUGCAAGAGUUGGACUUAUCUGGUACGCAAGUGACAAACUUCGGAAAUUUGUAUCUACCGCAGUUACGAGAACUGAGGUUGAACUACAUGCCGAAUUUGACAUCGGUGGCCCUGAACGAUCUCGAGAACCUGACCAGUCUGGAGACAUUAUCGAUGAUCGGUUGCAAACGAUUGACCCAGCUCAGUCUCUGGCCGCAGAUUGGCGUCGUGCUACCACGAUUACAGCGCUUCUCGAUAAAAGGUUGCGGCCUUGAGACUCUGGGUGUCGAUCUGCGUGCAUUGAUGCAACAAACGGCCGUCGUCGAAUUGGAGAACAAUCCCUGGAAAUGCGACUGCAAGUUGGAAUGGGUCAGUUUGUUAAAUUCGACUAAGAAUCUCGGCCAAGAUAUCAGAUGCCGCACACCGGAUCAACAUCACGGCAAAUUUCUCGCUGAAAUACCGAGUUACGAAUUGCAAUGCGAUUACGACUCGUCGGUGCUUUAUCCGAUCCUGUGGACCUGCUUCUCGAUAUUGUUUAUCGCUCUGAUCAUCAGCACGAUUUUAUUGUUCCUGAAACGACCGAUAGGCCAAUGGAACUUUAAGGGUAGAAACAGGGACACUGUCACGUACAAGAACGUCGUGGAAUCGAACAACGAUCUGGUCCGGAUACUGGCGGUAUCCGAGACGCAGGAUCGCAACGAAGAAUAAAGCCAAAUUGAGAUAGGAAAAAGAAAGAGCACGCGACAAGCGCAGAAAAUCGUCAGGCCAACAAUAGACAUCUCAUCAAGCCUUUUUAAGGAGUUUUCGUAAUAACAGUUAUCUUGUAAUGGUAUAAUACAGGAUAGUUGACAAUUGCACGCGGAAUAUGUCACACACACGCACAUACAUAUCACCAUGAAAGAUUUUAUUAUUUCAUAAUUCAUAUAGCGGAAUACAUUAAUUCGCAGGAUGUAAAUAAGAACGUAUUAUAUAUCGCUAUAUGAAGCGCUCUAGAUAUGCCAUAGUUUCUUUGUAAUGUUAAAACCUUUUCAAUAAUAAAAUGAUAUUACAUAACAA
Messenger RNA from Ooceraea biroi (clonal raider ant), 1821 nucleotides. Its product is annotated as toll-like receptor 7. The record is from RefSeq and is a predicted model, not a curated record. Lineage: Eukaryota; Metazoa; Arthropoda; Insecta; Hymenoptera; Formicidae. Gene Ontology annotation, molecular function: protein binding.